AUGCGCUUCGAACAUCGAAAAAUUCCAGAUGACGACCCGCAAGCUCUCGUGAAUUCUCAACAUAAAGAUGGUCGACGGAAGCCAAUGGGAAACUUAUGUCGUAGAAGAAAGAGGGCCAAUCGAAUGCCCCGUAGAUACGACGCAACUGUGAUUAAUCUAUGUUCCUCUUGUAUACAAGUACAGAAACCCGGAGUUAGAGGGGAGGACGUGGUGAUGUGGACAUUAAAUGAUAAUUGUGGAGAAAAGGAGGAGGUGGUCAAUGUGAGUGGAGAUAAAGUGAUUGAGUUAAUGUAUAAGGAACUGAAGAUUGAUUGCAGGAAUACAAUUUUGGAAAAUUUCGAUUUAAAACCAUGGGAUCCAUCGAAAAGAGCUGCAAGAUUCCCGUAUCCAGAUGGAUCAAUAGUAUCUGAGGAGAAUGAUAUUCUCGACUUGUCUAAUGAAAUGGAUAUUCAAAGAGCUAGUGAUGGAAGGCUGGCCACUGUAGUCAUUUCAAAUACAGAGUUUAGAUUUUUUGUCUGGAAUGAGCCAUUUCCAGAUGCAAUUGCUGCAAAACCAAGAUCCGAUGCGUGGGACGGCCGUGAAUGGUUGAUUCAAAGGCAAAUUUAUUUUUGA
This is a messenger RNA of Caenorhabditis remanei, 612 nucleotides long. RefSeq lists its product as uncharacterized. Lineage: Eukaryota; Metazoa; Nematoda; Chromadorea; Rhabditida; Rhabditidae. The transcript is spliced from 4 exons. The coding region runs from base 1 to 612 and encodes 203 amino acids. The record is from RefSeq and is a predicted model, not a curated record.